Molecule: messenger RNA, 1772 nt
Organism: Fulmarus glacialis (Northern fulmar)
Lineage: Eukaryota; Metazoa; Chordata; Aves; Procellariiformes; Procellariidae
Gene: MMP24
Product: matrix metallopeptidase 24 (membrane-inserted)
Exons: 8
Coding region: 52-1698 (548 amino acids)
Biological process (GO): proteolysis; extracellular matrix organization; collagen catabolic process
Cellular component (GO): extracellular matrix
Molecular function (GO): zinc ion binding; metalloendopeptidase activity
Source: RefSeq, a predicted model, not a curated record
UUUCAGGGUUGGUUAAAAACUUACGGCUACUUACUUCCAUCUGACAGCCAAAUGUCUGCCUUGCAGUCGGGGAAAGCUGUGCAGUCUGCAGUGGCCACUAUGCAACAGUUUUAUGGGAUCCCAGUAACAGGAGUUUUGGACCAGACAACUAUUGAGUGGAUGAAGAAGCCUCGAUGUGGAGUUCCGGAUCAUCCCCACCUACGCCACAGCCGGAGGAAAAAGCGGUAUGCCCUAACUGGACAAAAGUGGAGGCAGAAGCAUAUAACCUACAGUGUACACAACUAUACCCCCAAGGUUGGAGAGAUUGAUACAAGGAGAGCCAUUCGCCAGGCAUUUGACGUUUGGCAGAGAGUGACACCACUUACCUUUGAAGAGGUCCCUUACCACGAAAUUAAAAAUGACAGAAAGGAGGCAGAUAUUAUGAUAUUCUUUGCUUCUGGUUUCCAUGGAGACAGUUCUCCGUUUGAUGGAGAAGGUGGAUUCCUAGCUCAUGCUUACUUUCCUGGACCAGGAAUAGGAGGAGAUACUCACUUCGAUUCAGAUGAGCCAUGGACCCUGGGAAAUUCUAAUCAUGAUGGGAAUGAUCUCUUUCUGGUCGCAGUCCAUGAGCUGGGACAUGCGCUGGGUCUGGAACACUCCAAUGAUCCCAGUGCUAUCAUGGCUCCUUUCUACCAGUACAUGGAAACACACAACUUCAAACUGCCCCAGGAUGACCUCCAAGGAAUUCAGAAAAUCUAUGGUCCUCCUAUUGAGCCCCUGGAGCCAACCAGGCCUUUACCGACUCUUCCUGUUCGCAGAAUUCACUCCACUUCGGAAAGAAAACAUGAGAGACAGCCAAGACCUCCUAGUCCUCCUCUGGGUGAUAGGCCAUCUCCUCCUGGCACGAAACCUAACAUCUGUGAUGGCAACUUUAACACCGUGGCUCUCUUUAGAGGAGAAAUGUUUGUUUUCAAGGAUCGCUGGUUCUGGCGUCUGCGCAACAACCGAGUGCAGGAGGGAUAUCCCAUGCAAAUUGAGCAGUUCUGGAAAGGUCUCCCUGCAAAGAUUGAUGCGGCCUAUGAGCGGUCUGAUGGAAAAUUCGUUUUCUUCAAAGGAGAUAAAUACUGGGUUUUUAAAGAAGUGACAGCAGAGCCAGGCUACCCACACAGUCUGGUGGAGCUGGGGAGCUGUCUGCCCCGAGAAGGCAUUGACACAGCUCUGCGUUGGGAGCCAGUGGGCAAAACCUACUUCUUCAAAGGCGACAGGUAUUGGAGGUACAACGAGGACAAGAGAGCAACGGACCCAGGAUACCCAAAGCCCAUCACCGUGUGGAGAGGAAUCCCUCAGGCUCCACAGGGAGCCUUUAUCAGCAAAGAAGGCUUUUAUACCUACUUUUACAAAGGGAAGGAGUAUUGGAAGUUCGAUAACCAGAGGCUGAGUGUGGAGCCAGGCUACCCCAGGUCAAUCCUCAAAGACUGGAUGGGCUGUAACCAGAAGGAUGUUGAACGAAGCAAAGACAGACGCCUCCCCCACGACGAUGUGGAUAUUAUGGUGACAAUAAACGAUGUGCCUAGCACUGUAAAUGCAAUCGCAGUUGUGAUCCCUUGCAUUUUGUCUCUAUGUAUCCUUGUCUUGGUAUACACGAUCUUCCAGUUUAAAAACAAAGAGGUGCAGCAAAAUGUUGUGUAUUACAAAAGACCUGUUCAGGAAUGGGUAUGACACAGCCUUCUGCACAUUUCAACUCAUUGAUCUGAUGAGGACUAUGGACAAAAAAAAAAAAGAAAAAAAAAUGC